Magallana angulata is the source of this 786-nucleotide messenger RNA. RefSeq names its product galaxin-like. The transcript is spliced from 4 exons. Lineage: Eukaryota; Metazoa; Mollusca; Bivalvia; Ostreida; Ostreidae. Bases 1 to 786 code for a protein of 261 amino acids. The record is from RefSeq and is a predicted model, not a curated record.
AUGCUUUUUGAUUUUAUUAAGACUUCAUUUCUUCAUUAUGUAGAAGAGAAUAUGAAGAUGAAGACGAUCACAAUGGGAGCUUGUUGUCUCCCCUUUCUGCAAUGCCUACUGCUGGGUGCUACUAAUGGCUGCGUUUUUAAUGAUCAUUCAAAUGAAGCCAAUCCCGACGGCAGAAAGCUUUGUUGCGGCCCGAGUGGUAGCGUCGAAUCUUACUUUCCCAGGACACAGAUUUGCUGCAAUGGAACGGUUCAUGAUCGGAAAGGGAGGAUGUGCUGCAAUGGGGAGAUCUAUGAUCAAACACAAAAGAUUUGUUGUGAAGAUACUCUUCAUGAAAAAGAGAACAGAGUUUGCUGUGGGUCUAAGUUACAUAGGGUCACCACUAACCAAGUCAAGUGUUGUGGCGGGGAAUUACAUAACAACUCUCAAGGUUGUUGUGGAGGGCAAUCAUUGUAUAACAAGUCGUCACAAAUCUGCUGUGAAUUCAGUGGUUCAUUCACCAUCGCAGCCAAAGAGAACAACUUCUGCUGUUAUGACAAGGCUUUUGAUGUAAGAAGCCAAUACUGUGUUAACGACCAAGUCCUUAGUCUUAACAACGAAAACCUGUGUGGUACAGAGAAAUACAACAUUUCGGAAAAGAAAUGCUGUGACCAGACGUUGUACGACAUGCCUCAAUAUCUGGCGGAUUGUUGUGAAUCACAGUUGUAUGACGUCAAUAUAUCAAAGUGUUGCAGAGGGACAAAAACGGUCAUUGCUAACAAUAGAGAGUGCUGUGGAGAAGGCAAAUAA